Podospora anserina S mat+ is the source of this 795-nucleotide messenger RNA. RefSeq lists its product as uncharacterized. The record is from RefSeq and is a predicted model, not a curated record. Bases 1 to 795 code for a protein of 264 amino acids. Gene Ontology annotation, molecular function: oxidoreductase activity. The transcript has 2 exons. NCBI's taxonomy places the organism in Eukaryota, Fungi, Ascomycota, Sordariomycetes, Sordariales, Podosporaceae.
AUGAAAAUCGACGGCCGCAGCUUUGUCAUCUCAGGCGGCGCCUCCGGCCUAGGCCUCGCCACAGCCCGCACCCUCAUCUCCUCCGGCGCCUCCGUUGCCAUCCUGGAUCUCAACGAAGAAACCGGCGCCAAAGCCGUAACCUCCCUCGGCGGCGCCCCAUCAGCCAAAUUCUUCCCCUGCGAUGUCUCUUCCACCGACUCAGUCUCCUCUGCCGUCUCCGCCGUGACCUCAUGGAUCAAGGAAAUUGGCAAGCCCCUCGCGGGUAUCAUCCCAGCGGCUGGUGUCGGCGCCCCAGGUCUGAUCCUCGACAAGCGCCUCAACCCCGUCUCCCUGGAUAGCAUCGACUUUGUCCUCAACAUUAACCUCCGGGGUACUCUUGAUGUUACUCGUCAGUUUCUGCCUCUCCUGGCCAAAUCUGAGCCCUAUGGCCCGGACAAGGAAAGGGGUGUGGUUGUCAUGGUGGCCAGCUCCGCCGCCUUUGAGGGACAGAUGGGCCAGGUGGCCUACGCGGCGAGCAAAGGCGCUGUUGCCUCCAUGACUCUGCCCAUGGCUCGGGAUCUCGCAAGAUUUGGCAUUAGAGUUGUGACCAUUGCGCCUAGCAUGUUCGACUCGGCCAUGACGGCCAUGAUGUCGGACAAGGUGAGAGAGGGCCUUCAAAAGGCCAUGGAAUUCCCGGCGAGGGCGGGUCAGCCAGAGGAGUUCGCUUCCUUGGUGAAGCAAACAAUCGAGAACGUCAUGCUGAAUGGAGUUGUUAUCCGGUUGGAUGGCGCAACCCGCAUGCCAAGUAAGCUGUAA